Lycium barbarum (goji berry) is the source of this 726-nucleotide messenger RNA. RefSeq lists its product as uncharacterized. Lineage: Eukaryota; Viridiplantae; Streptophyta; Magnoliopsida; Solanales; Solanaceae. The transcript has a single exon. The record is from RefSeq and is a predicted model, not a curated record. Bases 379 to 525 code for a protein of 48 amino acids.
UACCAAAAUGGUCAGCAAAUCCAUAUCAUUUCUACCCCUAUUUAUUGUACAAAUUAUUCCUUAAAUGGUAAGUCAGUGAAUAAUAUGAUAUAUAUCCCUUUUUGUGAAAUCAAAAGACUUCCACAAAAUUUUGAUUUAUCCUUGUUCACUUUUGUCUGAUAUGUAUGAAUCUACUAGUAGCUUCUUUGCAGCUGUUGAAGCACAAAUACCGGAUUCAAAAGUUUGGUGGUUGGCAAAUCUUGGAUCUUUUUGGGACUGAUUUAUUGAAAUUCAAAGGGGUAAUCGGAUUUGGGGUUGUUCUAGAAAGGUGAAAGUUUUUUGGGUUGGGUUGGGUUGGGCUUGUUUGUAUUAAAUAAAUAUUGGAAAAGAAGAAGGAGGAUGGCGGUUCAAUGGAGUAUGACACUGUGGAUGGCUAAGAUGGUGUGGAUGGCAUUGAGUGCUUGGGUUGUCUCUUGCUUCACUAUUGCUGAUGAGGUUGCUGCCUCGUUGAGAACCGGUGAUAUUGGUCCUUUUCAUGUUGGUUGACUGCUUUUCUACACAACAAUCAUGUUGAUGUGGGUCAUUUGUGGAUAGUGUUUUCCUUUUUGCUCUUCUCUUUUGUUUUCAUUUUGUGAAUUGUUGCUUGCUUCUUACAGAUUUUGUAUAUGUAUCAUUUACAGUGCUUCAACUAAUUUGAAUACUAUGUAUUUCCUCUCAGAUAAUUCAUUUGUUACAGCUACACCUGCA